AUGAAGUAUCCUUCACAGCUGGUGUUUGCACCAUUACCAACAACAAGUGUCAUACAGCACACUGUCAAAUAUGAACCGCGAUCCGAGCAUGGUGUGGAGGAGAACACUUUGCAACCCAAAGUCGUGCUGCAUCGCUACAAGGGAGACUUGAUCUACGCACGACUUGUCAACAACAAUACCAGCUUAGAAUUGCGACGCUAUAUUCUCGAUUCAAGCGACACUACAAAGGAUCAGCAAUCGCCAGUUAUUUGUGUCAACUACAGCACGGCUAUCGCAUCGGAUAUUGUGUUUGUCAAUGGGGAUCAAGGUCUUUAUUGUUGGAUCGUGUCUGUGGACGGUCAGCUUAUUCGACACAAGUUUCAAGUGAACGACCUCUUUGCUACCAACACCAACACAGUGAUAGAUGGGCCAAGUCCAACGACAUACCUUGACCCUAUUGUGCGACCUAUCAAAUCGUUCAUGAACAAUCAACUCGUAUCUCUUUCGGUAACAGCAUCAGGCGUGGCCACUCUUGCGUUUGAUGAUGGUUCUCUCGUUCAUAUUCAAGAUCUUGAACUACACAAUGCUCCUGCAACACGUGAAGGGUUGAAUGUGAUUUACAAAGAUGAUGCUGUUUGCGAAUACCAGAUCCAUGAACUUAGCACAUUUGCUCCAUUUGUUUUAUUACGACGCGUCGGUGGGAUGGUAGGAUGGAAUGGUAGUGCAUCCAUGGGUGCAUCCAGCGCACAAGUCUAUAUAUCAGCUCUGGCAUCCCGAGAUCGUACGACUAUAGGCGUGCUUCAAGAUCAUCAACUAUCGAUAUGGAAGGAUAUGACAUCUACAACGAAUCCAAAGCUUCUUGAAUUGCCACAAUUUGAUGAUGCUCACCAACGACUGAUGGAUACCGAAGAGCAAGAUUUGACAUGUCAAUUCCCUGGCAGCUUCGAUCCACCUCCAUUGGAUAAUCACCAUGACCAAGACCCAGCACUUUCCAGUGACAAUCAUACACCAGAUUAUCUUAUUCGGAUAUCCCCUUGUGGAUCGAUCGCUAUCAUCUUCGUUGGUGCCAAGACCUCCCCUUAUUUCGUCAUUUACGACAUUCAAUCGAAUCGAUUUCUACGUGUGGUGAUGAUACCUUCUUCGUCGGAUGAUGAUCAGCAGCCAUUACAAUUUGCGGGAUCCAUCAAAGACAAUGUUGUACGGUUAUGGGUUGUAUGGGCAACACAAGAAAAGCAGCUGGUGCUCUCUACGGUGGAUGUAUCAGUGUCAUCAGCGAAUACCAAUGAUCUGGUCACAAGCCCCGAUUGGCAACAAAUGCUUUCAUGCGAUCACUCGACUCCUUCAGCAGUGGACAUCUUGUUACUAGGCAGCACACAAUUGAUGAUGGCAACUUCCAACACUCUAUCAGCAGCACGUGAUUUAGAUCAAAUUGACGCCGCUUUCUUACAGCAUUCAUCCAUUGAAGAUGCCGGUUGCCAAAUGGUGUUAUCAACAUUAUCAUCCAUUUCUGAUACGCUCGAUACCAAUGCACGUCAACGUCUCGAGACUCAACUUCGAUCAUGUUUCCCACAAGGAUCACCAGAAGAGCUUUACAAACAGCACGGCCUCAAAGAUGUGGAUAUCAGCAAUACACCAACACUCGACAAAAACGACAUUGGCAAAUUGCUAAACUUGAUGGUACCAGAUGAUGCAUCACUACCAGCUGAAGAUGCUCAACAACACAUUGGCACUAUGAUUCAAUCAUUGAUUAUAUCAGCAACUUCUCAAAUUGUCACUACUCGAUUCAACAUUGCAUUUUCAUUAUUGACGUUAUUGGCACACGCUGUUUAUGGUGACGGUGAUACAUCAUUGAAAGAGCUUAUGUUAUCGACAUGGGAACUUUUACGCACAUUGGAUGCAUUGCGAUGGCUGGAAUCUGAAGGCAACGAUAUGCGACAAGUAUACCCUGUCGUCCUGGAGAAGCAUAGUUGGGAUAUUGGUGCAUCUGCUUAUCAUCGGGUGGCAACAUUGGCUAAACCGGAUAUGUUGAUUGAGAUUGCCGACAUGUUAGCUGUUCAAGGUGACACCGAAAGAGCGAUUGCGUUGACACGAUUAUUCCUUGACAACAAGCAAUUAACCAUGGCGAUGGGUGGCAAAAAAGGUGAUACGGUGCGAGCUGUCCAAUGCCGUGGAUACCUGGCAAACAAAGAAUUCGAUCAUGCAGUGGAAGUGCUUCAACAGGUGACGGAUCCCGCAGUACAAAACAGGUUGCUGGAUGACCUAUUGGAUCGUGCAUAUACAUCAGCAAAUUACGAUUUCAUCUGUAAACGGUUACAGCCUCUUGGUGUAUCUCGUGUUGGUGAUUGCAUUCGACAAAAAGCUGAAAAUCAAGUCAAGGUGGACACCGAUACGGCAAAGGAUCAUUUAAGCUGGUGGGAAUUGGGUUACUCCUUUUAUGCACUUGCCAACCACAUGGAGCAAGCGUACGCAUGUAUGCGACUGCAUAUGGAGCAAACAGGCAACAAGGACAAGGUGUUGAUGGACUUCUUUUCUGGAAAAUAA
This is a messenger RNA of Lichtheimia ornata, 2520 nucleotides long. RefSeq lists its product as uncharacterized. The coding region runs from base 1 to 2520 and encodes 839 amino acids. The transcript has 3 exons. The record is from RefSeq and is a predicted model, not a curated record. NCBI's taxonomy places the organism in Eukaryota, Fungi, Mucoromycota, Mucoromycetes, Mucorales, Lichtheimiaceae.